Messenger RNA from Rhododendron vialii, 555 nucleotides. Its product is annotated as scopoletin glucosyltransferase-like. The coding region runs from base 1 to 555 and encodes 184 amino acids. Lineage: Eukaryota; Viridiplantae; Streptophyta; Magnoliopsida; Ericales; Ericaceae. The record is from RefSeq and is a predicted model, not a curated record. The transcript has a single exon.
AUGGAUUCAGCUAGGCCACCCCAUGUUGUGAUCUUUCCAAUGAUGGCCCAUGGCCACACCAUGCCAUUACUAGACCUCUCCAUGGCUCUGUGCUGCCGCGGCCUCAGAGUAACCAUCAUCACCACCCCACUCAAUGUUCCUGACAUCACUUCCAAAGUCUCAAAACACCCUCAAAUCUCCCUCCGCAUCUUAUCCUUUCCUCGGGUCCCUGAUUUACCGGAGGGAUGCGAGAACACGGCUCACCUCCCUUCACCUAGUCUUAUACUGUCCUUUUUCAAAGCCACCAAAAUCUUAAAAAAACCCUUUGAAGGUGUCCUAAGAGAGAUGUUCGAAACAGGAUGUCUCCCCAUAUGUGUUAUUUCGGAUUUCUUCCUCGAAUGGACACUUGAUUCCUGUCGUUUAUUCGGCAUCCCAAGGCUUGCUAACCAUGGCAUGGGGGCGUUACCUAUGGCUGUCCUCAAAGUCGUGAAUAUGCAAGGCCGGUCAUCCAUUAGGGCUAUGUCGAACUCCGAUCACGUGAAGUUCCCCCAACUAGACUUCCAUUUGCCUUUAUGA